AUGAGCCCAAGAAAACCAAACCAUACAGGCCCACUACCUGAAACCAUAAGGAUUAAUCCCGCCAACAUUUCUAGCGCGCAGCAGCGCCGACUCAGAGGUCGUCAGAACACUCAACAUCGGAGGAAACUACCAAAAGCUUCAGAAGAAAAGGCCGGCGGCGAGAAGGGAGAAAGAUUGCAGGAUUGCGCCGAAUUGAGUUUCAAAGGAAAGAUGAAGGGAGGAAGGAAGAAUUUGAAGAGGGCAGCAGCAAAUGAAGAUAGCUUAACGAUUCAGGAUGGUCAAAGCAUCAUGCGAGUGCUAUCUCUCCGAGGUUCCAACCUUAUCGAGGUGAUGGACACAAAUGGAGAGAAGUCCCUGGCUUUGUUUCCAGCUAAGUUUCAGAAGAGCAUGUGGAUCAAGAAUGGAAGCUUUGUAGUUGUCGAUGGAAGUGGGAAGGAAAAGGCGAUCGAGUCAGGCAGCAAGGUAACCUGCAUGGUUAGCCGAGUUUUGUUCCAUGAGCAUGUCCGCAAGCUUCAGAAAUCUCCUGAAUGGCCUGAAAAUUUCAAGGAAGAUAAUAUCAAUGGAAGAGCUCAGGCAGAAGCAGCAAGCCAAGAAGCAAAUCAGCUCAAUUCAUGCGAUGAAGAAGAAGAGGAGGAUGAUGAUGGGUUGCCACCAUUAGAAGCCAACAUGAACAGGGUCAAGCCACCAUUUAUGGAUUCAGGUUCAGGAUCUGAUUCUGAUUCUUGACUUUACAUUUGCUUCAAACACUUCCCUCGGUGGUUCUGAUGGCUUAGCAUACUCUUAAUUUGAAGAAUUUUCUGGCUGUGAUGGUCUCAGUUGUAUGGAUACUAAAUGCUACGUAUAAAAUUGACACAAACUUCAUACCA
Molecule: messenger RNA, 866 nt
Organism: Linum tenue
Lineage: Eukaryota; Viridiplantae; Streptophyta; Magnoliopsida; Malpighiales; Linaceae
Source: the annotation of a GenBank genome assembly